Amoebophrya sp. A120 is the source of this 543-nucleotide messenger RNA. The record is from the annotation of a GenBank genome assembly. Lineage: Eukaryota; Dinophyceae; Syndiniales; Amoebophryaceae.
CUGUAGAUCUGAAAUAGACUUCAAGAGUGAAAAAUCAAAAUCUAUGUUUUGGAGCUGAUUUCGAACGCCAGCGAGCAUUUGUGAGCCGAAAAAUUUCGUCCCGAGCCAACACGUCAAGUUCUAGCAAAGCACGAUCUUCUCUUAGCUCGCAUUGCGUUUCCUUGCGACAGUGCAAAACUUACACACCCGGAGAUUUCGCGGCACAAAAAAUGGGUUACGCUAGCGACGAAAACGGGGAGCACGACGACGCUCGUCCGUACAGCCGACAGAAGGGCACCAAUCGAAACAAGACCGAGGUGCGGUGGGAUGAAUAUGAUGUCGACAGUUGUCCGGGCGGAGAUCUUGAGGACGACGAGUGGCGAGUCGACGAAGACGCUGACGAAGAGGACCUAAAUGCACUGCACGCUAUAGAAGAGGCAGAGGAGAAAACAGGUGAGACGGAGACGCCCACGCUGAAAUUGUGCAGCCAGGAGUUGCAGAAAUUCAAAAAGCAAGCAGCAUGCUCUUCCGUUUCACAACGCAGAUCAGGUGGUCAAGUUUCCG